GACCCAACACAACCGCUAAAAAAUAAAAGCACAAAUUCGAACGUUGUAAAAAACAAAACGCGAUGUCGUGUUCGGUAGCCGUAUCUAACUCCCCGGGGUUUUCUCCGUCGUCCUCCCUUUUCUUUAACAAAACAUCGAUUAUCUCUCCGUCGUCCGAAGCUUUGAAUUUACCGUCGACUCACCUCAAAACGUCAUCUUCUCCUGCUUCUCCCCUUCCUUCUUCGCCUUUUAGGCUUUGGCUUCAAAAACCGCCGCCUGGGUCUUUGUUAUCGUCGUCUUCUUCGGCUUCGCGUUCGACUGCAGGUUUGGGACCGUGUUCGGUGUCGACGAUAUUGAAGAGGAAGAGGCCGGCUAGGCUGGAUAUACCGGUGGCGACGACGGCGGUGUGUUUGGGGGUUCCAGCGACGCCGUGUGAGGUGAGGAGAGAGGUGGAGAUAGAGGGAGAUGGAUAUUCUGUUUAUUGUAAAAGAGGGAGGAGAGAGGCUAUGGAAGAUAGGUUCUCAGCUUCUGUUAAACUCCAAGGAGAUUCCAAACAGGCGUUUUUUGGUGUUUUUGAUGGACAUGGAGGUGCUAAAGCUGCGGAGUUUGCAGCCCGGCAAUUGGAGAAGAACGUUUUAGAUGAAGUCGUUAGAAGAAGAGACAAAACUAAGGUAAAGGAAGCUGUUAAACAAGGGUACUUGAAAACAGAUGCUGAGUUUCUCAAGGAAGACAUCACCGGCGGCACAUGUUGUGUGACAGCUUUGAUCCAAAAUGGAAGCCUUGUUGUAUCGAAUGCUGGUGAUUGUCGUGCUGUUAUGAGCAGAGGUGGUGUCGCCGAAGCUCUCACAUCUGAUCACCGACCUUCAAGGGAGGAUGAAAGGAACAGAAUUGAGGCUUUGGGUGGCUAUGUGGACUUAUGCCAUGGUGUUUGGAGAAUUCAGGGUUGUCUCGCUGUCUCUAGAGGGAUUGGAGAUCAGCACCUUAAACAGUGGGUAAUAGCUGAGCCGGAGACAAAGAUCAUUAGUAUCAAACCGGAGUGCGAGUUCUUAAUAUUUGCCUCUGAUGGCUUAUGGGAUAAGGUUAGUAAUCAGGAAGCAGUUGACAUUGCUCGUCCUUCAUGUCUAGGCGUCAAUAAGCCAAAUCCAUUGUUUGCCUGUAAAAAGCUUGUCGACCUUUCUGUUUCACGAGGCUCAUCUGAUGAUAUCAGCGUGAUGCUGAUUCUGCUGGCGCACUACAUGUGAUUGUCUAAUUUCUAAAAUAGAGGCAACCAAUUAACUCAUAGGAUUGACUCUACCUGGUAGUUUCCUGAUCGUUGUUAUACCGGGAGCAGAACACAGUAUCUCAAUACGAGAAUUCUUCAUUUAGAGCUAGCUUUUGGGGGUGUUUUGAAACUCAGACGCUAUAUCAGAUGCAGUAGGGGUGGAGGCUGGGUUAUUUUAGUAGGGCAGCAGGAUUUAGUCUUUGUUGACCACCCUUUGUGGGGAUUUUUAUACCCACUGCUGAAGAAAAGAUCACAAAGACUUGGUUGUAAACUUGUUUAUACAUAUAUGACAUUUAUUGACCUUAGAGUUGUAAAUCAGCAUAUUCUUUAUAGAAACAAUUUUCCAAUGAUUCUUUUCGAUGGCGCCGAUUCAUUUUUGUACACGUUGUUAUCAACUUCAUUUAAUAAGAAUUAGUUCAUUAGUUUGUGUAUGACUCUUGUCACUUGCUGCCAAGCAUGAUUCUGCAUGAACAAGAACUUAUGAAACUA
Molecule: messenger RNA, 1729 nt
Organism: Durio zibethinus
Lineage: Eukaryota; Viridiplantae; Streptophyta; Magnoliopsida; Malvales; Malvaceae
Product: putative protein phosphatase 2C 25
Biological process (GO): protein dephosphorylation
Molecular function (GO): cation binding; protein serine/threonine phosphatase activity
Source: RefSeq, a predicted model, not a curated record